GCGGGGAAUUUCUCACCAAAACUAAAUGACACUUGUCUUAGAUUAAAUUCCAAACUGACCGUUUGUGAUACAAUGUCCCGAUUUUUUACCACUAAAACUAUAAUAGGAUGGACAUUGUUUGUUGUACAUUUAAUAUCGAUUUCUAGCGGCUUUACCCCUGAUAAUUCUUCCUGCGAUGUAUCGGAGUUGGAGCCCGGACGACUUUUAAGGUGUACGGACAGGAAUAACCUUCCCGUCACUGUUGCUUAUGAUGUCCCAACCGGGUCAUCCUGUGACAUCAUCUGUCCAUAUAAGGAAGUUAAAGCUUGGGUCACUUGUGACGAUGGAAGAUGGAAUGACUACUAUCUACAAUAUUGCAAAGAAGCACCAUCGCACAAUGAGCGGCGUUUGCGACCAAAAAGGUGGUUUCGGUUUCGAAGAAUUUUCCGAGCUAUUGGUCGAUUCUUUAAAUGCCUGUUUGGCAGUUGUUCAAGGCGUGACAACACCCCGCCUAGUUUGACAUGCCCACCAAACAUUAAAAAAACUGCAGUAAAGCUACAGACAUGGCAGAUUGUUUCGUGAGCUGAACCAACAGCCAACGACGGUCGGGAUGGAGGAAUCACACCGACAAGGCAAGGGAGAGCACCUGGUAGCUAUUUCAGUUCGGGAGUGACUACUAUUGGCUACUAUGCUCGAGAUAAAAGCGGGAACAUGGCGCGAUGCUCAUUUACCGUGACAGUAAAUGUCGUACGGUGUACAUGGCCAUCUCGUGUGGAAAACGGUUACUUCAUGUGUCACCCCAGUGAUGACGCAAGAUAUGGAGCCACAUGCCGCUUUGGUUGUUACCCUGGAUACAAACUGAUCGGCAACACGCUGCUAGAGUGUCUUAUAAACGGGCAGUGGAACAACAAUCCGCCAAAUUGCGAAAAGAAAACGUGUCCAACACUUUUACCAGCAGUUGGAAACUUAAAGUAUACUUGCACCGAUAGUAACAAAUUCCGUAGUAUUUGCACCUAUUAUUGUGCCACCGGAUAUGACAUCACUCCUGGUAUGUCACGUGUUCGGGUUUGUACGGCAUUUGGUACUUGGAGGGGAUCUGAACCAAGUUGUACAGAUAUCGAGCCACCAAGGAUGAAAGGUUGUCAGCAUACAGUAUAUGCAUUUGCGGACCGAAACUCAUCCACAGGAGUAGCUAUGUGGUCCGAACCGAUUGCUGAGGACAAUCAUGACAACAGUGUUGUUGUUCGUAAGGAGGGAUCUGUUUCCCCUGGUGAUAGGCUGUCGGCGGGAAACUAUAAGGUGGUAUACAAAGCGACGGAUGCUGCCGGAAACAAAGCUCAGAGCUGUAUAACUGAGGUUGUGGUGAAAAUUUUGACCUGCCCGACGGUAUACCCGACGCCAUUUCUAAGUGUCGUCUGUCCGUGGGGGACGAAGUAUGGGAGUCAAUGCGAAUUCUAUUGUGAUGCUGGCUCAGUGCGCAAUGGUUCGAAAGUCGUUGUCUGUGAAAAAAGCGGAAGUGGUAAUUACGGCUUCUGGACAUUUGGCGAGAGACAACCGCACUGCGAAGUUAUGGAAAAAUGCAUCGAAACCCCUAACACCCCGCAUAAUGGCGCCCUUGCCUGUGACUACUGGCUUGGGGGAAAGUUUUGUCAGAUGCUUUGUAAACAAGGUUAUGAUGUCGAAAUUGGUAAGAAUACCGUCGAUAUUCUUGUGUGUGGUGAAAGCGGAAAGUGGUUGCCAACAGGGUCACUUCCUCUUCCGGAUUGCGCGAGGAGUUUUAGAGCGGAUAGAGGACAGCUCCGUAUGUCUGCUACCUAUUACUUUACUGGCGAUUGCACAGACUCGGCAGUCCAAGAAGAAAUAAAAGAAAAAUUCAUUAUUACUUUAUCCACAUCAGCAUACAGGGACGCUUGUUUAGUGCAUGCUAAAGAAUGCAAAGCUGAAAAUGUACAGGUGAAGUGUGGUCAUCUUGCUCGCAGAAAGAGAUCUGGAGACUUGCGCAUUGACUUUGACAUAUCAGCAGAAUUCGACAACGCAUCAUUUGCGGAAUCGUUUGCAAGGUUUCGUCGACAUCAGUCUGAUAUUGUUGACAAAAUAAUUGAAGAGAAAUCAUCCGGUAUCCUUGAUUUCAACAUCAGUACCUACGGCGUGAUGGAAAUGAAAGACAUAGAAAACUUCGAUGUUGUACUGCAAUGCCCGGAAAGAACAGUACCUUCUUACAAAACUACAUCGUGUGUUGAAUGUGCUGCUGGUACGUUUUUCAACACAACAACAGACACGUGCGAAAUGUGUCCACGUGGAUCUUACCAAACGAUCUCGGGACAAAUCAGCUGCUUGUCUUGUCCAUUUGGUCAAACUACAAAAUCAAAGGGAGCACAGAACAUAUCGCAGUGCAUAGAUGGAUGCCAGCCUGGGUCUUGGUCGCCAAACGGGACACCGGAGUGUUCACUUUGUGCGGUGGGGAGCUACAGUGAUGUUUACGGAGCAGCUGAGUGUAAAUCGUGCCCUGGGUCCAAGUCUACGGUAGAGGAGGGGGCGACUAAUUUCUCACAAUGUCAGGAUUUUGAUUUGCGUUUGACGGAGUCUGGUAGUCAAGCGUCCGUUGAUAUAGAUGCCCCAGAUUCAACACUUGUCAGCAUUGCGUUUUGGUUUAAGAGAGACAUAACGUCCACUGACAAUGUUACUGUUCAACUUCACGAUAGAGACACAGGACAUAUGACUUUCUUCAUAGAAAUUGGCUCUGAAUCUGAAGCUAAAAUAGGCAACCCAAGGGAGGCGAAAACUGCAUCACAUAUUAUGGAGCGGGAAAAGUGGAGUUUUUACAUCUUAAAGCAGAAUAUGAACUACACUGAACUUUACACAGACGGAACGCUAACGUUACGAGCAGGCAUGACUUUUGUAAUUCCAAGGAGGAUGAAAAUUUCCUUAACAGGAAAAGGAACAGUGUCCAGAUUUAAUAUAUGGACGAAUCAGUCAGCUUCAUAUUCCAUGAUAGCAGACAUUGCCGCUCGAUGUAGCUCCGAUGAUACAGGGGACUUGCUAAGUUGGAAAGCCUUUGAAUCAACUACCGGUGACAACGUUUUCAAGCAAUCACCCAGUGAAUGUGAUGAUGUUGAUGACUGCUUAUCAAGCCCAUGUCAAAACGGUGUAUGUACGGAUCUCAUUGGGGGGUACGAAUGCCAGUGUGAUUUUGGCUUCACUGGCGACAACUGUGAGGAGAACAUAGAUGACUGCGUGGAUCACGCAUGCGAGAACAACGCUACCUGUGUAGAUGGCGCUGCAAACUACACAUGUGAUUGUCUGUACGGUUAUAAAGGGGAUUUGUGUGAGAUUGCUAUGGUUGACGGUUCUUGGGGUGAGUGGGGUGAGUGGUCCUCCUGCUCUGUGACCUGUGGAAAUGGAACACAGCAGAGAUGGAGAGUCUGUAACGACCCAGCUCCUGAUAAUGGCGGCCUGGAAUGUCCGGAUAACAGUACCGACAGCAGACCUUGUAUCCAAGACAGUUGUCCUGAAUGUAGUCAGUUAGAGCAGCUUGCACAUGUUAACUGGACGUGCAACAACGACACAGAGAACAUGAAUUGUACCAUUGAAUGCGCUGAUGGAUACGACUUUGAUCACGAGAUCAAGCCAUACUAUAUGUGUGGCAAAAACACGUUUUAUCUAUGGGAUUUUCAGACUGAUGAUAAUCCGGAUGGGAAAAUGCCUGCUUGUUUAGAAAUUAAGGACGGAAAAAAGCUUCAAGUGUCGUAUACAGCAUCCUACAAGGACUUAGAAUGCGAUACAACAGAUAAAUACACGGAUGUACGCAAAAGCGUCCCAGAAACCGUUCAGCUGGGACUCAACAACAUUGAAUGCGUCUCUACUGGCGUCUGUUUUCCGGAGAGAGUUACCGUUACUGACUGUAGUAAGCGUCAAAAGCGUUCAACCACAGUCACUACAGCAGGGAUAGAUGUGUCAUUAUCAUGUGAUCCUGCGAGCCACGGAACUGAAACCUGCUAUACCUUGUUGUACGCCGCAGUCAAUGAAUUACAAGUAAUGGCGAUGAACCGAACUCUCGAUGUUGACAUCCAGAAUAUCAUCUACGUCAUUGAUGCACCAAAUGCGCAGGCGGACAGUUCUGUUUCUUGUCCAACCGGAAUGGUUCCAACUCAGUUUUACUGCAUUCCCUGUGCGCCUGGUCGUUACUAUAGAAACGAUCAAUGCCUUAAGUGUGACUUCGGAACGUAUCAGGACUUAUCGGGACAACUCUCAUGUGUAGAGUGCCCGGAUGGUACAACGACCCCAGGAAGAGAGUCCCGAAGUGCUACUGAGUGCUCCAUUAAAUAUGACACAGAGACGGAUUCGUCCAUUACAGUUAUUGUGGCAGUAGUGACAUCAGUUAUACUGAUGGUAAUCGUGACUGCAUCCCUUUUAACUUUCAGACGGUUUCUGUCUCGGGGUAACAAUAAGGAUGCAAAGUUUUCUUCAAUGGUGUUCCACAUCAAACCGAAACAGCAAGAAUUUGUGUCAAAGCCAGCAUUUGACAACUUGCAAUUAUCACAAAAAUGGAAAACACGGGACAGCAACCUGCCUGGGGAUAUAGAUAACAGGGGAUUUGUAGAGGACAUAGACACUACUUAUUUACAAUAAAUGGAACGGUUACCUCAUUUACAUGUACUAGUAUCCGUGUGCAAGUACAAUCAUUCUUGUUGGCUUAUUUCCAAUGGGAUUCUAAUCUACCAAUUAUGAAGCAAUCAAUGACAUGUCUUAAUAUGAUUCGUCAAAGACGGCAGCUACCGAACACUCACUGUCUUUGUAAUUGUUAAGGUUCCAUGAGCUAACUUAGUUACAUCUUUUAUGUGUUGUGAAUGAUAAAAAGAAAAGAUUGAUCGUGUUUAAAUGUUUGAAAUGUCAAAGGAAAAUGUGUUUUUAUACUACAUGUUUAUAGAAUAACAUUUUUUGAUUAAAAAUAAAAUGCUUUUAUCAUUAUAAA
This is a messenger RNA of Magallana angulata, 4951 nucleotides long. RefSeq names its product sushi, von Willebrand factor type A, EGF and pentraxin domain-containing protein 1-like. Gene Ontology annotation, molecular function: calcium ion binding. The record is from RefSeq and is a predicted model, not a curated record. The coding region runs from base 691 to 4608 and encodes 1305 amino acids. Lineage: Eukaryota; Metazoa; Mollusca; Bivalvia; Ostreida; Ostreidae. The transcript is spliced from 26 exons.